Molecule: messenger RNA, 1760 nt
Organism: Linum trigynum
Lineage: Eukaryota; Viridiplantae; Streptophyta; Magnoliopsida; Malpighiales; Linaceae
Source: the annotation of a GenBank genome assembly
GUGCAGCAGAACGGAAGUGGAACAUACCACACCCAAUUAGAACCCAUCUGUAAUCUAAGCAGAGCUCAUCAUCUUCAACAGCAGGGAGCUGCAGCGGCAUCCUAUCUUCCUUCCGAAAGAAAUUCAACAAACCCAUCCCUUGAAAGCCAAUCUACCUAUUCCCAUUCUCACCCAAUAUCAAAAUCGAAACCCAACCCAUCUUCGCUUCCUCUCCCGCUCUCAUCGAUUAAAUAUCAAUCUCCUUUCUUCCUGCUUCGCCCUCCGCUGGUCUUCAAUGGAGACUCUGACUUCUCUCUGCGCGAGCCAGGCUCUUGUUUCCCACACGGCCCGCCCAAUGCCCAUUUCUGCCGCCGGAAGCUCCAUCUCCGCAAAGGGAUACGCUUGCUCUAUCAAGUCUCGAGCUUUUCCUCCGAGGAAGCAGAGGGCGAGUGUCGUCAAGGCCGCCGUCGCCGUUGAGCAGCAGACCGAGAAGCCCAAGGUUGCGCUCAUCAGAAUUGGCACCAGGGGAAGCCCGCUGGCACUAGCUCAGGCUCAUGAGACUAGGGAGAAACUCAUGGCUGCACACUCUGAGCUAGCUGAGGAAGGGGCUAUCGAGAUUGUGAUCAUAAAGACGACAGGAGAUAAGAUCCUCAGUCAGCCCCUUGCUGACAUUGGUGGGAAAGGGUUGUUCACCAAGGAAAUUGAUGAGGCGCUGAUCAAUGGUGACAUUGACAUUGCGGUGCACUCCAUGAAAGAUGUGCCUACCUAUUUACCUGAACAGACAAUCCUGCCUUGCAACAUGGAUCGAGAAGAUGUUAGAGAUGCAUUCAUCUCGUUGAAUGCAUCUUCACUGGCAGAUCUCCCUGCUGGGAGCAUAAUUGGCACUGCUUCCCUCAGGAGAAAAUCGCAGAUACUGCACCGGUAUCCUUCGCUCAAGGUGGUCGAAAACUUCCGUGGCAAUGUGCAGACGAGGUUACGAAAACUGAAUGAGGGAGUGGUGCAUGCAACUUUGUUAGCUUUAGCUGGCCUCAGACGUUUAAACAUGACAGAGAAUGUGACAGCCACUCUGUCAAUCGACGACAUGCUCCCGGCUGUUGCUCAAGGAGCCAUCGGGAUUGCUUGUAGAAGCAAUGAUGAUAAAAUGGCCGAGUACCUAGCUUCACUAAACCAUGAAGAGACAAGGCUAGCAGUCACAUGCGAGAGAGCCUUCCUUUUAACUUUAGAUGGUUCUUGCCGCACUCCUAUUGCUGGAUAUGCCAGCAGAGAUGAGAAUGGCGAUUGCUUAUUCAAGGGACUGGUUGCUUCUCCAGAUGGGACUCGCGUGCUAGAGACUUCCAGGAAAGGUCCAUAUGCCAUUGAUGAUAUGAUACUGAUGGGGAAGGAUGCCGGGAAGGAACUGCUUUCGCGGGCAGGACCUGGAUUCUUCAACUCAUGAGUCGAUGGACAGCAAGAAGUUGAGAGAACGAUAGCGCGGCAGAAACACGAAGGCUAGUGUAGAGAAGUUGGAGAUUUUUUUUUUUUUGGGCUAGGAUGCAAGGCUCUUGAGUGCUGUUUGUUUCAAUGUACCACGGAACAUGAAAUUGUUUGUUGUAUUUGUAACUAGAUAUGUAAUUUGUUUGUGGCGGUGUAAGAUGGCAUGGAAGCAUGAUUAGCGAUACAAUUCUCGAAAUUCAGGAUUUGUUCUGCAGAAACCCCGCUGGAGUUUUCUCAGAUGUUCACCGAGUCCGACGCUCGUGGUUGUAAAUCGCAGUUGAUCAUUGUAAUAUAGCACCAAUGUGGUA